Messenger RNA from Vitrella brassicaformis, 3995 nucleotides. The record is from the annotation of a GenBank genome assembly. Lineage: Eukaryota; Vitrellaceae.
CCUCACGCCUUUUUGCGUUUGCCUUUCUCCCCACACAGAACAGGUUCUCAAGCGUUGAUGACGAGCCGUCGCGAAGCACACCUCAAGUAAACCACCACACACGGAAUCCGACGCCAGAUCUGUCAAACGAUGCAUGUGAUGUGCGUCUGUGUAUACGUCAGGGAGGCGCUGGGAGAUGACCUGUACGCCCGUGUGAAGCGUUCGCGGCUGCUGGUGGUCGGUGCGGGCGGCAUUGGCUGCGAGCUGCUCAAGAACCUGGUGCUGGCGGGAUUCGACGACAUCGAUAUCAUCGACCUGGACACCAUCGAUGUGCACACGCCCACCACACUCACACAGAUAGAUGCACACCUACACACAGAUGCACGUGUGUUUGUGUCGGUGUGUGUAGGUGUCGAAUUUGAAUCGUCAGUUUCUUUUCCGCAAGCACCAUGUGGGCCAGCCCAAGUCAACCGUGGCCAAGGAGAGCGUGGCCUCUUUCAGCCCGCACACACGCAUCCAGGCCCACCUCGGCAACAUCAUGGAACCCAGAUUCGGUAACCACACACACCACACACACUGAUGACACCCUCAGAGUGUGUGUGUGUGUGCAGCGUGUCGGUACUUCAGUCAGUUCGACGUGGUGUUGAAUGCGCUCGACAACGCCAAGGCGCGCAGCUACGUCAACUCCAUCUGCAUCGCCACAGGUACGCACACACACACACACACAGCCGCACCCACCCUGUGUGCUGUGUGUGUUGUGUAUGGGUGUGUGUCUAUCUCUCUAUCUGUCUAUCCAUCAGAACGUCCGUUGAUAGAGAGCGGCACUACAGGCUUUAAGGGUCAGGUGCGCGUCAUCGGGGGCGACGUCGAGUGCUACGAGUGCCAAGUCCAGACGAACACGGAACAGACCUUCGCCGUCUGCACAAUCCGAUCCACACCCGACAGACCGGUCACCCUCACUCACUCACUCACCAUACACACUCAGCACCCACCUUGCUGCCCAUGCAAUUAUGUUGCCGAUUCUUCGGUAUCUGUGCGUGUGUGUGUGUGUGUGUGUGUCUUCAGGAGCACUGUGUGCAAUGGGCUAAGUACUUGUAUGAGCUGAUGUUCGGCGACCCGAACGACGACAACCUCCUGGCCGACCUCAAACACGAACUCAAGCAGGAGGAACACGUGGGCUGCCCAACAUGAAUGGCACACACUGAGCCGGGCAGGCAGAAAUGUGUGUGUGUGUGUGUGUGUGUGUGACGGUGGUCAGUCUGACCACAACGGCAAGUUGGUGGCCGACAGGUUUGCCGAGAACAUCUUCAACAAGCUCUUCAAGAAGUGAGUGUGGGCAGGACAAUGAAUGCAUCACACACCUACGCGACGCUGCGGGCGGCACACAUGUGUUAUGUAUUGCAGGGACAUAGAGCAGAACCGCGAGCUUCAGGACAUGGCCAAAAACUUCUUCAGACCACCGCCAAUGUGCGCAUCACACCCACACCCACACUCACACACACAUAUAUACACCGGCAUCAUGUGUGUGUGUCUUCGAUCAGUCCCCUGUCGUUGGACGGGGCCAUGCGGCUGACCGACGGCAACGGCAACAUCCAUGGGGCCAACGGCAACGCAUCAAGCAGCAGCAGCACCACCAACGCCGGCACUCCCGCUGCUAUCGCCGAACAAAAGGUGACGAGGAAUGGCACACGGACAAACCACACACACAUUGAUGGCCUCUAUGUCGGAUGCGUGUGUAUGUGUGUGCGCAUUCAGGUGUGGUCAGUUCACGAGUGCGCGCAGAAGUUCAUCGGCGCCAUCACGACCAUGUACAACGAACGGUACGCAGCCCAUCCCCCCACCCAGCUGCCUAACACACAUAUAACGCGUUACAUCACGUCGUUAUGCAGUGGCGAUGAGGUGGGGACUCUGCAAUUCAGCAAGGAGGACCCCAUCGCUGUCGACUUCGUCGCAGCCGCAUCCAACCUCAGGAGCCACAACUUUCACAUAGCUAAAAAGGUCAGCCUACCACGGUCAUGCAGAUAGACACCCACCGUCAGUCAUACACUCACUGCUCACCUCCUCUGUCUGUCUGUCUGUCUGUGUGUGUGUCUCUGUGUGUGUGUCUGUCUGUCUGUCUGUUGUGUCAACGGAUGGCAUGCAGUCUCGUUGGGACGUGCAGUCGAUCGCCGGCCGCAUCGUCCCCGCCAUCGCCACCACAAACGCCAUAGUCGCCGGCCUGCAGGUACCCACACACACCUCACAUACGAUAUAUGUGGUGGGCAUGUAUCGAUUCGCCUGUGUGUGUGUGUGUGUGUGUGUGGUCCGUCGGUAUGUGGUGUGCAGACGGUUAAUUUGUAUCACGUGUUGGAGCAGGUGAUGCUGCAAGAGAAGAAGGAAGAGAAGCAGGCCGCCAACGGCACCACACACACCAACGGAGUGGCCCCACACAGUGACGACAAGAGGAGCGGCACACAACAGAUUUCACUUAUCAACUCGAAAUGCCGAAACGUGAGCGAGCAGCAAAUCAGCGCACAGACACACACGUAUGCAACGCGUCUGUCUGUCCGUCUGUGUGUGUGUGUGUGUGUCUGUGUGUCAAUCAGGCGUGGCUGCAGUUGUGGGACAGCAAGCAGUCCAAGCUGGUGAUAGGCGAGCGGCUCUCCGCCCCCAGGCCCGAUUGCGUCGCAUGCUCAUCACCGCCCGCCCGCGUCACCAUCACCGACAUGGAUGUGCGUAUGUCUAAGUCUGUCCGUCUGUCUGCGAACUGUCUGUGGAUCGGUUCGUGUGUCUUGCUGCACUGCAGUGGACCAUUGGCGAUUUCGUCGCGACCGUCAUCCAAGGUGGGUGGCUGGCUAGAGAGCUGGUGUGGUCAGCUCCGGCACGUAUCGGUGUGUUGUGUGGCUGCAUCACGUGUGCAGGCGCUUUGCAAGUCAAAGAGCCGGUGGUAUACUUCAACAACGACCCCAUAUGGCAGCACCAAUACGAUGACGAAGAGGAUGACAUGGACGACGGUCAGCCACACACACACACACACACACAGGCACACCAGCCGACACACACACCAGUGUUAUAUCCCCACAGACAACUGCCCAGAGAUGUCCCUGAGUGGGCGCGGUCUCUAUGACGGCUGCAUCAUUGACAUUAACGACCUGUCAGAUUGGACGCCCGUCGAGCCCACUGACGACAACCCAAUGGGCAAAGAGGUCCGCCACCCAGCCACCCACCCCCUCACCCUACACACAUUCAUGCAUCAUGCCUUGGGGUUUGUGCAGUACAAGAGCUUCAACUGUGUGGUGUUUGCCGACGUGUCGGUGGGGUCGUGCCCUAAGGGCUUCCGCAUCGACCGCCCGCCCAAAUUCAAACCCCCACCACCCACCCCAGCCCCUCCAGCUGCAGAGAACGGCUCGACGCCGACUGGCGGCGUCAAAAGGCCGCGAGACGAAGCCAACGGGUACGCCAGAUCCACACACGACCAUCAUGUGAUGGACUCUUCUCUCGAUGUCGUUGGGGCGUAUCUGUGUGUGCAGUGAGGCGUCCGGUCUGCCGGCCGCUAAGAAGGGAAAGAGCGAUUCUGCCUCUAGUUCUGCCGCUGCUGCUGCUGGUGGUGGUGUGGGUGAGGGCGGGGAGUCGGUGCACGAUGCCAUCAUGAUCGACGAUGACGGUGACCAUAGCUACAAGGCUGCCGUGCCGGCCAAGCCCCACCAGGGCGAGGGCGACACCGUGGCCGACGCCAUGGUGGUGGACGACUGACUGGCUGAUGGAUACAGAGAUAGAUAGAUAGCCGUGCGCAGCGAUGUGAUACACACAUGUAUGGGUUUCCGCAUAGAGUGCAUCAUAUAUAUAUCGCAAGUACGGGUGCGCAUAGAUAUCGACACAAGCCGACAGCAGACUGUUUGCGUAGCUGCCCAAAAAGAAGAGGGUGCCGCUUACCGAUAAGAUGCAUCCUGAGGUAGAGAAGAUGGAAUGUGCAUUGCCGGAAAGUAAGACCAUGUUAACGGCGAGAAAGCGGUUCUCGCGAGACGGGAGACUGCGAA